AUGGGCGAGCUCAUGGAUGUCUUAACCCGGUAUGCCGAGUUAGACACUAUGAAGGAUCCUAGCCCAAACGACGAUCAGACCGAAAAGGAAAAGAAGAAUGCUGGCAGCAAGAAUCAACAACAGAAUUACCCGGGAUACAAUGGCAACCAUGGUGGUCAAGGCAACGGCGGCAAGCGCAAACACCUGGUGGGCAGUUUAGACCUCGUUGCUAAUACCAACACUGGUUAUAAGGGACAGAGACGGAAUAAUUCUGGGAGGCCGUUUAAUGCAAAUAAAGCUCCCAACUUUGAGGAAGCCCUCAAGGUAUACAGGAGCUCCAAGAGUAUGCGGAUCACCGACGGGCAUGCGCUGGGGGAGGAGGUGGCCGGCGUGCUGCGGCAGGCAGCGAGCCUGGCGGUGCGGUGGGGGCACGCGCAGGUGACCCCGCUCCACAUCGCCCGCUCUAUUCUCUCCGCGCCGGCGAGCAUCCUCCGCGCCGCCUGCGUCAGGUCCCAGUCCCACCCUAUGCAGCACAACGCUCUCGACCUGUGCCUGGACCUCGCGCUCGGCAGCCUCGCCGUGACCACCGUGGUCCACAACAGUGUCGACCCGGCGCCGUCGAACGCGUGCGUGGCCGCGCUGAAGCGGGCGCAGGCGCACCAGCACAGGGGCAGGAGCGCGGCCGAGGUCGAGCUCGAGAAGCUCGUCGUCUCCAUCCUCGACGACCCGAGCGUCGACCGCGUCAUGCGCGCGGCCGGCUUCUCGAGCUCCCAGAUCAGGGCCAGCGUCGAGAGCGCUCUCACUUCGUCGAAGAGAUCAAGAUCAAGUAAGGCAGGUUGCGACAUCCUCGCGACAUGUCCAGCUCCGGUUCAGGACAUGAUUAGGGCUGGACAAGGCAGAAGUGAGUGCCAAGCUAGCAAUGCAAAAACAGGAGCAGGAGGGCGACCGGCCAUCUUUGGCGCAUCGACGGCGAGCAUUCCUCCGUGGCUCCGCCGCUACAAAGAUACAACUUGCGUCAGGUCAACAUACUGCGGCGCCAGUCUUCAGGCAGACGCUGCUUGCCGCCGGCCGAAGUUCACGGAGCUCACCGCGACAAAUCUCAAUAUCCUCUGCAACGCGCUCCAGCUGCGCGUUCCGCGUCACGGGAACAUCAUCCCCGGCAUAUCGUGCACGGUGCUCCGGUGCAGAUCCGGCGUGACGAGGACUAUUCCUAGCUCGCUGUCCUCGACGAAAGCGACCUGCCUGCUCUUCCUAGGAGGGGACUAUGGCGGCAAGGUGGCAGUCGCUCAGGAGCUCGCGAGGCUCCUGUUUGGCUCAUACGCCGAGUUCACCACCGUCCAGCUGCAGAGUAGCCCUAACAUUCGCACACACAACGGCAAGCUAGCCCUCAAGAGGCAGAGAUCCCCGCACAAUGACGGCGACCUCGAAGAGAGGCUGUUUGAAGCGGUCGUGGAGAACCCUCACCGCGUUAUAUUGAUGGACGGCGUCGACCUCCAGGAUCGCGAUUCGGAGAUGCACAUCAUGGGGGGAGGAAUGGUGAGGGGAUGCAACGGUGAUGUGGUCAACCUGGAGGAUGCCAUCAUAGUGCUGAGCGCCUCUGACGUCUUGGACUCGAGGAGGUACGUGGCUUCACCUUCCUCCCCACGGGUGAAACGGCGGUUUGGUGGACAGAAGAACCGUGAGAAAGGUGAUGAUGGCACGGAGAUGAAGCGUCGUCAUGGCUGCGAUUUGAGUGUUUGUGCAGUGGUUGAGGAAGAGGAGGAGGAAGAUAGUUUGGCUGAUGACGACGAGGGGAUCCAGAAUGGUGUGGAUGGCGUUUUCCUUUUCAAUUAG
Triticum dicoccoides is the source of this 1812-nucleotide messenger RNA. RefSeq names its product protein SMAX1-LIKE 3-like. Lineage: Eukaryota; Viridiplantae; Streptophyta; Magnoliopsida; Poales; Poaceae. The transcript is spliced from 4 exons. The coding region runs from base 1 to 1812 and encodes 603 amino acids. The record is from RefSeq and is a predicted model, not a curated record.